AUGUACAAGGCUACAGACAAAGCAAAAUGCCAUGACUCAGCGCCCAAUCGCUGCAGGGCUUGCGCUGUAGUCGGGAAUUCUCGGAACCUCAACGGAUCCGAUUACGGAGCCCUCAUUGACUCCAAUGACUUCAUCAUAAGACUGAACAGAGCUCCCAUUUUGGGCUAUGAAAAGGACGUAGGGAACAGAACCACCCAUCGUGUCAUGUACCCAGAAAGUGCCACAAACCUGCAAAAGGACACGAGCCUGCUGCUGAUACCAUUCAAGACUUUGGAUCUGGAGUGGAUCACUAGUGCUCUGACCACAGGCACUGUGAAACGCACCCGUUCUCCUGUGAUGGCCAAGAUUAAUGCAGACAAGAAUACGGUGUUAAUAUACAACCCCACAUUCUUAAAGUAUGUCUAUGAUGUGUGGCUUGAACGCCAUGGAAAAUAUCCCUCCACCGGCUUCUUAACCUUGAUGUUCGCCAUCCACGUAUGUGAUGAGGUGAAUGUUUUUGGAUUUGGGGCAGCCAAGGACGGAACCUGGCAGCAUUACUGGGAGAAAAACAAAUUUACAAAGUGGAAGCCAACUGGACUGCACGCCGGAGACUACGAAGCAUUGGCUGUGAAAUUAACACGACCUCCCAAGCAGCCUUAAUAAGCUUUUAUUUUUGGAGGAAAUGGCAAAGGGCCAGGAAAACGUGCUGCCCCGUCAAAAAAUAAUAAUGACACUUGAUAAGAAACUAUUACAAACAUAAGGCUGCAUUACAAUUUGCCAAAAACGUUUUUACCCAAAAUGAAAAAUGAAAGAUUUAUUUACCAAAGAAAAUGUAAUGCUGUCUUGAAUUUGGUGGAUGUUUUGAAGUGAAAUGAAAUAAGUUGACCUCAGACUCCCCCCUUGAAACAAUAGGACCUUCUCUGUCUGCAGAUCAGAUUUUGUGCAAGGCUGCUGUUUUCUUUAGCGUGUCAAUAUGUGGGGUGUAGGCUAUGUGUAUUGGCGGCCGGUGUGCUGGAAAAGCCAAAAGCAUUACUUUAGAAACGAGCGGUAGGUCUCAACCAGUUUUCCUUUAGUUUGUCAGGGAUAAUGACAGAGGGGCAGAGGUAGGAAAUUGCCAGAGGCGAAGGUCAUUACCCCGCUUAUCAACAAAAAAAACAUAAUUUUAAACAUGCGUUUCGAAUGUGACUGUGGUAACUUUAGGGGAGAGCCAGGUUGAAAGUAACAGGGGUGAAAGCACAUUGGUCCCUGUUUAUAGUUUUGCACUUUGUUGCCAAAUGACUGUAAUGUAAUGUUACUUACUGUAUGUCGGAUGGGGACGUUUUCAUUUUCUACACCAAUGUCUUCAAUUAACCAUUCUAUUAACUGACAAGGAAAUCAAGACGUUCGUUCUAUCAAUAACUUGGGACAUUUUUAGUUUUAAAUGGAUAUAUAACUUUGCCUGUAUGACCGGUGUACACAUGGUGAAUAUCUGUGAGGGCUAUGUCUCUGUAUGUGAAGUGCCUUAUCAAUGAAAUUCCUAAUGUGUAAGGUCUGGGAUUUGGG
Messenger RNA from Conger conger (European conger), 1521 nucleotides. Its product is annotated as CMP-N-acetylneuraminate-beta-galactosamide-alpha-2,3-sialyltransferase 2-like. Gene Ontology annotation, molecular function: beta-galactoside (CMP) alpha-2,3-sialyltransferase activity. NCBI's taxonomy places the organism in Eukaryota, Metazoa, Chordata, Actinopteri, Anguilliformes, Congridae. The transcript has 6 exons. Bases 1 to 639 code for a protein of 212 amino acids. The record is from RefSeq and is a predicted model, not a curated record.